Messenger RNA from Dicrocoelium dendriticum, 340 nucleotides. NCBI's taxonomy places the organism in Eukaryota, Metazoa, Platyhelminthes, Trematoda, Plagiorchiida, Dicrocoeliidae. The record is from the annotation of a GenBank genome assembly.
AUGUGCCAAUUUGGCAACGAUUCCGAAUCCUAUCCCUUUAUUGGAACCAGUAACCUGAAGGAUGAGAAAACCAUGAAAAACUUACGAAUGCAACCUUCAUAUCCAGGAAACAAGCGGAUUGCGCGAUGCUGUCCAGGUUACGUUGCCACUGACUUGACUGAUCACAAGGGCACGAAAACAAUAGAACAAGGUGCUGACACUCCGUUUUACUUGGCCACUCUUCCAAUUGGUGUGAAGGAACCAAUAAACGAGUUCGUCUCCGACCGUCGCAUUAUUCCCUGGUCAAAAGAUGUGGAGAUCAAAAUCUAAACUUUUGCACCACCCCCUGCAGUCUACCGAU